Messenger RNA from Cucumis sativus (cucumber), 2224 nucleotides. Its product is annotated as glucan endo-1,3-beta-glucosidase 11. The coding region runs from base 194 to 1402 and encodes 402 amino acids. Gene Ontology annotation, molecular function: hydrolase activity, hydrolyzing O-glycosyl compounds. The transcript is spliced from 2 exons. Gene Ontology annotation, cellular component: plasma membrane. The record is from RefSeq and is a predicted model, not a curated record. Gene Ontology annotation, biological process: carbohydrate metabolic process. Lineage: Eukaryota; Viridiplantae; Streptophyta; Magnoliopsida; Cucurbitales; Cucurbitaceae.
AUUAAAGUUUUCUUUUUUAAUAAUAAGAAAAAAGAAUUUGUUCAAAUUUUACAUUUAUAUAAGCCUUCCAUUAUUACACCCAAAUCCCAACCCACAUUCUCCCAAUGCAAACCUUCAACACAAAACAUACCCCCAAGAGCUUUUCAAAACAUUCCCACCAUCUUUUUCUCGACUCUCUCUUUCUCUCAUUGCCAUGAUCCAUUUUUUUCUUUUAUUUUCUCUCACAUUUUCAGGAGUUGAAUCUCUAGGCAUUAAUUAUGGGCAAGUUGGUGAUAAUUUGCCACCACCUGAUAAAGUUCUUGAGUUAUUGACAUCUCUCAAGAUCUCAAAAGUAAGAAUUUAUGAUACAAAUCCUCAAAUAUUAGCCACAUUUGCCAACUCCAAGACAGAGCUUAUAGUGACCAUAGAAAAUGAGAUGCUAAGUCAGCUCAUGGACCCUCAACAAGCACUCCAAUGGGUUGCAACCCACAUUAAACCCUACUUUCCAGCCUCUCGCAUUACUGGAAUUGCUGUUGGGAACGAGAUAUUCACUGGAAAUGACACAGUGUUAAUGUCGAACCUCGUCCCGGCAAUGAUCAACAUUCAUAAUGCUUUAGCUCGAUUAGGGUUAGGGUCAUACAUUCAUGUCUCAACUCCAACAUCCUUAGCCGUUCUUGAGAAUUCUUUUCCUCCAUCAGCUGGUAGCUUCAAAACCCAGUUCUCAACUUACAUUUCACAAUUUUUACAAUUCUUAUCAAGCACAAAGGCACCAUUUUGGAUAAAUGCAUAUCCAUAUUUUGCAUACAAAGAUAACCCUAAUAAAAUAUCUUUGGAUUAUGCACUUUUAAAUCCUAUGUCAUAUAUGGUUGAUCCUUACACUAAAUUAAAUUAUGAUAAUAUGUUGUAUGCACAAGUAGAUGCUGUGAUAUUUGCAAUGGCAAAUUUAGGGUUUGGUGGAAUUGAAGUUAGAGUUUCAGAAACAGGAUGGCCUUCAAAAGGAGAUUAUGAUGAAAUUGGAGCAACAGCUGAAAAUGCAGCAAUUUAUAAUAGAAAUUUGUUGAGAAGACAAUUGGCGAACGAAGGAACUCCAUUAAGGCCAAAUAUGAGACUUGAAGUUUACCUUUUUGCUCUUUUUAAUGAAGAUAUGAAGCCUGGACCAACCUCUGAAAGAAAUUAUGGUCUUUAUCAACCUGAUGGAACUAUGGCUUAUAAUGUUGGCCUUUCUGCUUUGUUGAGUUCUUCUUCUUCAACUUCUUCUGCUUCUAUCUCCUUGUCUUCUUCUGCCACUAAGGUACGUACCUUCACCUACACUUUGUCUUUAGUUAGUGCAUGUUUCCUUGGGAGCGAUUUUGAAAAGCUUGAAAUCAAUUUGAAACAUACAUUUCUCCACUUAAAAUCAAUUCAUUGUUUAACUUACACAUAAAAAAAAUGCAUUUUCAAAGCACUAAAAUUGAUUUUGAGGAGUAAAAACACUUUUCAGAGAUUGAUUUUGACGGCGAGAGGACCCUAAGAAUGUCCAACUAAUUCAUACUAUCCAACAGUUUCUCAUAAAAACCAGUUGAAGAGCUUUUGACCACGCCAUCGUUUGUUUGUGAUAAUGGCAAAUAAUGAACCUUUUUCGCGUAGUACCAGAAAUUUUUCGAGCAAAAUUAUCAUACAUUUUUUAGUUUCGAUCAUGAACAUUGUUUGCAUUUUUUUUACAAUAUAGAUUGAGAAAGAAGGGGAAGAAAGUAAACAACUUUUUCUUUUGUAAUAUGGUCAUAAGAAAAAUUCCAACUUUAAUGGUUUUCUUUUUCUUUUUUAACAGACAAUAUCAAUGGAAUAUAAAAGCUUAGUGUAUUGGAUGUUCGUGUAUUUGCUGAUUAGCUUGGAGAUUAUUCUGACGAGAAGACCACUUUAUUUAGAAGAUUAAUUAAAUUAAAUUGGUGUGGUUAACAAUUAAUUUGGAACCUAAAACAUUAAACCAUUUGAUUAUUAUUGAAGCAAAUUAAUUAAAACCCAUCAACCAUUUAAUUAACUUUAGUUUAUUAGUGUUGAUCAUUUGGUGUAAAAUUCAACCAAAAACAAAAAGGCCUUCAUUUGAUUCUUCAUUAGCCAUAUAUAUUAAAUUGUUCCAUCAUUGUGUAUAUAUAGCUCUCUCUCUUUUAUUAUCUCAUGUACGUAAACCCAAAUUAAAAAGGCCUUGUAAUUCCAAUAUGCCAUUCGUUUAAUAUAAUGUUAUAUUGUUAUAUUGUUCUUCUCCCUA